Messenger RNA from Glycine soja, 1954 nucleotides. Its product is annotated as probable acyl-activating enzyme 5, peroxisomal. The transcript has a single exon. The coding region runs from base 98 to 1747 and encodes 549 amino acids. Lineage: Eukaryota; Viridiplantae; Streptophyta; Magnoliopsida; Fabales; Fabaceae. The record is from RefSeq and is a predicted model, not a curated record.
CUUUAUUUUCUCAAGAUAGGAAGAUAAUAAUACUAUAUAUUUCUCCCACAUUUCUGUGUCCCAUCAAGCCAGUCCCUAUUCCUAUCUUGUUCUGAUUAUGGAACAGCUGAAGCCAAGUGCUGCUAACUCUUCCCCUCUCACUCCCCUCGGCUUCUUGGACAGAGCAGCCACCGUCCACGGCGACGUCCCUUCCGUUGUUUAUAACAACACCACCUUCACGUGGUCCCAGACGCGCCGCCGAUGCCUCCAGCUGGCCUCCGCCCUCUCCUCCCUUGGUAUCCGCCGCGGCAGCGUCGUCUCCGUCGUGGCCCCCAACAUCCCCGCCAUGUACGAGCUCCACUUCGCCGUCCCCUUCGCCGGCGCAAUCCUGAACAACAUCAACACCCGCCUCGACGCCCGCACCGUCUCCGUCAUCCUCCGCCACGCGAACUCCACGCUCGUCUUCGUCGACUGCGCCUCACGCGACCUCGUCCUCGAAGCCCUAUCCCUCUUCCCUGAAAAUCAAAGUCAACGCCCAACCCUAAUUCUCAUCACAGACGAAACCAUCGAGAAAGCCUCACCCACCGUCGAUUUCCUCGACACAUACGAGGGGCUUGUAAGCAAGGGCGAUCCGGGAUUCAAGUGGGUUCUACCGAACUCCGAGUGGGACCCGAUCGUACUUAACUACACUUCAGGAACGACGUCGUCUCCCAAAGGCGUUGUCCACUGCCACCGUGGAACGUUUAUUGUUGCAGUGGACUCUCUUAUUGAUUGGGCGGUUCCGAAGAACCCGGUUUAUCUCUGGACGCUUCCGAUGUUCCACGCUAACGGCUGGAGCUUCCCGUAUGGGAUUGCUGCCGUGGGUGGAACUAAUAUCUGUGUCCGCAAGUUCGACGCUGAGAUUGUUUACUCUCUCAUAAAACGCCAUCACGUGACUCACAUGUGCGGCGCGCCGGUGGUGCUCAACAUGUUAACCAACGCGAACUCCCCGUUGGAGAAACCGGUUCAGAUCCUCACCGCCGGAGCGCCGCCUCCUGCGGCGGUGCUCUUCAGAACAGAGGCUUUGGGGUUUGUCGUGAGUCACGGGUAUGGUUUGACUGAGACCGGAGGAUUGGUGGUGUCAUGCGCGUGGAAGGGGGAGUGGAACAAGUUGCCGGCAACGGAGAGGGCUCGGCUGAAGGCGAGGCAAGGGGUGAGAACGGUUGCAAUGGCGGAAGUCGACGUGGUGGGUCCCACCGGGGAGAGCGUGAAGCGUGACGGGGUUAGCAUCGGAGAAGUUGUGAUGAAAGGAGGGUGUGUGAUGUUAGGCUACCUAAAAGACCCUUCGGGAACAGCAAGUUGUUUCAAGAACGGUUGGUUCUACACCGGAGAUGUUGGUGUGAUGCAUGAAGAUGGGUACUUGGAGAUCAAAGAUAGGUCAAAGGAUGUUAUAAUCAGUGGCGGCGAGAAUUUGAGCAGCGUGGAGGUGGAGUCGAUAUUGUACGGGCAUCCGGCGGUGAACGAGGCGGCGGUGGUGGCGAGGCCGCACGAGUAUUGGGGAGAGACGCCGUGCGCGUUUGUGAGCUUGAAAAAAGGGAUAAAAGAGAAAGAGAAACCCACUGAGAAGGACAUAAUUGAGUAUUGUAGGGACAACAUGCCGCAUUAUAUGGUUCCCAAAACGGUUGUUUUCAAAGACGAGCUUCCUAAGACAUCUACGGGGAAGAUACAGAAGUUUGUGCUGAGACAAAUCGCCAAGGAGAUGGGGUCCUUCACGCAAAGUCGAAUGUGAAUUACUCUCCAAUAGUUUAUGGCAUGCUUGGCAUCAAGUUCCUAUUGUAUUAUCACCUAGUAAAGUUUAUGUAUAGUAAGAGUUUAAUUAGUGGUGUAUUUUGAUUAUAGAUUAUUGUGUGGUGGAGAAUUGUUUAUUAUAUUGUACCCAAAUUCAACUCUUCUUAUCUUUACGUGGAAUGAAAAUUUUUAAAAUGGAUUAGGCUUA